ACUUAGAUAUUUCAUUAUUUGAAAUGGCUUCUAAAAACAUUUUUCUGUUAGGGCUUCUUGCUUUCACUUGCUCUCUUGCCCUUGCUGAUCAUAGUCCACUUCAAGAUUUCUGUGUGGCCGACCCCUCCCGGUCAGUUCUUGUGAAUGGUUUAACAUGCAAGGACCCAAAGCAGGUUCAAGCAAGUGAUUUCUUCUUCAGUGGGCUUCAUAUAGCAGGCGACACAUCAAGUCCAGUAGGUUCAAAAGUGACCCCAGUUACAGCAUCCCAAUUGCCAGGCCUAAACACUCUUGGAAUCUCUUUGGCUCGUAUAGACUUUGCACCGUCUGGAAUUAACCCUCCACACACACAUCCAAGGGCUACUGAAAUUUUGACCGUUUUGGAAGGUAGCCUUGAAGUCGGGUUUGUGACUUCUAAUCCAGACAACCGUCUUAUUACCAAAGUGCUGAAUAAGGGUGAUGUCUUUGUUUUCCCUAUUGGUCUUAUUCACUUCCAAAAGAAUGUUGGAUAUGGUAAAGCUGUUGCUAUAGCUGCUCUGAGCAGUCAAAACCCAGGAGUCAUAACCAUUGCUAAUGCAGUGUUUGGGUCAAAGCCUGGCAUUUCUAGUGAUAUUCUUGGAAAAGCUUUCCAAGUUGACAAGAAUAUAAUUUCUCAACUUCAAGCUAAGUUCUAAGUUUAAAGGCAAAGGAUUAAAUUCAUUUGGAAAUUUUUUCUGUGUGUUUUAGAGUGUAUUUGUUGAUUUAUGUGUGCAACUGUUCUUCUUAUAUUGAUCA
This is a messenger RNA of Jatropha curcas, 771 nucleotides long. RefSeq names its product putative germin-like protein 2-1. Gene Ontology annotation, molecular function: manganese ion binding. The record is from RefSeq and is a predicted model, not a curated record. NCBI's taxonomy places the organism in Eukaryota, Viridiplantae, Streptophyta, Magnoliopsida, Malpighiales, Euphorbiaceae.